Molecule: messenger RNA, 1182 nt
Organism: Papaver somniferum (opium poppy)
Lineage: Eukaryota; Viridiplantae; Streptophyta; Magnoliopsida; Ranunculales; Papaveraceae
Exons: 4
Coding region: 30-665 (211 amino acids)
Biological process (GO): vacuolar proton-transporting V-type ATPase complex assembly
Cellular component (GO): endomembrane system
Source: RefSeq, a predicted model, not a curated record
UCUACCUAACCUAAAAAUCAGAAAAAACCAUGGCAGGAGAUGAAGAUAUUUCAAAUCCAAAAGGUCUAAUGAUAGCAAACAACGAAAUUAUAAAGUCUUUUCUUAGUUCAGCAAAAUCAGAUCUAAAUCUAACAGAUGAACUUCGUCAAAUCGCUACAAAUCUCUUAUCUCAACCUUCAAUUCCAUAUAAAUCAUUAAGAAAUAUCUGGUCUGAAUCUCUCCCUUCAACCAGGUCUGAUCUGCUUCAUCUUUUUUCUGGUUCUAAUUUUGUUUUCUCCAGCCCAAAACCUAGAGAGAAGAGCAAAGAACUUCAGGAGAGAUUGAAGAAGCUGUCGGAUUUGGCUGAACGAAGAGAGUAUAAAGAGCUUGUCAAAGAUAUUACUCCUGUUGAACAGACCGAUGAGCCUUUCUCAUCUUAUAAAGAUCAAGUUGGGUUUGGUCUCCAUGUGGCCGUUACUAUGUUUACGGGUUAUUUGGUGGGAUAUGCUGCAUUCAGGGCUCUGUUUAAUCAUAACCCCGUCAUGAAUGCUGCCGGUGGUAUCCUUGGUCUAGUUUUUGCGAUGCUCUUGGAGACGCUUCUUUUUAUAAUUAAAUCUUCCAGUAAACGUCCAGUAUCUUCAUCCUUGGCUUCAUCAUCUGCUUCAAAGCUAAAGAAAGGUCAAUAACAACCAUUGUUGAGAGGUUAAUCUCUAAAGUUCGUUUUUGUAACAUUCACUUUGAAGCUCUGAUCGUUGUAUACGUAUACCUAGAAGUUAGAAGCUCAAGUUUAGGCCUAAAAUAUCACAGAUGAGGAUCAAUGCAUAAGAUAUAUAGGGUGUCUGCUUGUCUCUAUUUUGUGAAUGUUGGCCAAGUUGUCUUCCUUGGCACAUUGAACAACAGCGUGCAAUAUGGACACCUAAAGAAAAUUCAUUAGCAGGACUCUUUUAGUGAGAACUGCCACCAAACUGCGAAAUGUUGUUUUUGUUGUUGCUGCCUGACACAUAAAAUUGCACAUGUAAAGUGACUAUCUAGUUAGAAAAUAACUGAGAUGUUUGGUGAGCUUGAAUUCAGAAAGAUUUUGAUAGGACCCAAGUCUGAAUUACUGGCAGUUCUCCCUCUCGAUAUUAAUCUAUGAGACUAAUCUAUUUGUUUAUACCUUUUAAAGAGAAAGGAACAUGGCUAAUAAAGGGGAAAGCUUAUGUA